This is a messenger RNA of Varroa destructor (honeybee mite), 3820 nucleotides long. RefSeq lists its product as uncharacterized. NCBI's taxonomy places the organism in Eukaryota, Metazoa, Arthropoda, Arachnida, Mesostigmata, Varroidae. Gene Ontology annotation, molecular function: serine-type endopeptidase inhibitor activity. The record is from RefSeq and is a predicted model, not a curated record.
AUUUUCGUUCGCAGAGGACAGCCUGACAAGUUACCGUACCUCCACUGUCCAAAUGGUGAAAGCGCUACAUUAAUUUCAGUAAAAAGUGUCCUAUCAUAGACUUUCCGUUUAUUUAGCGGCUUUCCUAAACACAUAUGCUGUUCUCGGUCGAUCCGAGUGCGACAGAUGAACUCCGCAGAUAGGGCGGUGCUUUUUUUGAGCGAACUUCUUAUAAGAUGAUAGGUGAUCUUCGUGAACAGGAAUCGUUUGCGGCUUUUUAAUGUAGAUGUCCUCAUAGUUAAUCACUGACGUAUGUAAAUCUGCACAGAUUUUCGUUAGGCAUUCGCUAAUAAAUAUAAUAGAUAGAAGAUUUUUAUGUAGUAUAAGGGCAAACAGAUCAUACUGGAUUUAGGUAUGAGGGCCCGCCCGAGGUGUGAGCCUUUCACACGUCAAUUGUAGUCAUUUUUAUGACUUAUGUUUUACGUUCUUAUAAAACAAGCACGCUUUAUUUGUAGACAAUAGUCACAUUGGCAAAAUAGGAAAUCCAUCGUAGAUUUAGGUAGGUUAGAAUUGGUUCUAUUCAACAAUUAGCGGGAUAAGAUUCGGGCUACCCAAAGGUACCUUUGCUAAAUAAUAGUUCAUCAACAUUGAGUAAAGCCUCACCUCACUCGAACGUUUUCAGAUGUUGAAGCUCGCGUCGUUUACCUAGACCUCGGAUGGGAACAGUAAGAGCUUCUCAACCACCUGGCACUGAGCCCAAGAUUUCGAAGUAUUUUCUUUCAGCCUAAGUAAAACUCGCGUCAAUUUUUCAAACCCGUGGAUGUUCGUACCAUGGAACUAGAAUUCCUGUCUUAUUCAUCAGCGUACGAAUUUGAAGCUAGUUAAAAAACUGAUCUUUCCAUGUACACAUGAUCUUUUUAUCGUUCAAUAAUCAUUGGAUAUGGUCAUAUCGUAUUUAUUAGGGAGUUACGUUUUCUUAUAAUUAUUUUCUUUUCAUAAUACGUUUUCUGCUAAGGGUAAGAGCUUCCUCUAUACCCGUUUAUCGUUUUACGUCCCUUGCAUAAUUCGUACAUGGGGUCCUAUACACAUACUAUACUACCCGUGUAAAUUUUGUCAUAUGGGGCCCCGCGCGAACAAUUAUGCGAUCUCACAUUAUAUUAUGUCCUGUCUCAUAGACAGUUCAGUUUCGUCGAAAUACCGCGCCUGUCUUUUCGUAGCCAUCUUGAGCCACAAAGUAUGUGUACGUUUACGUGCAUUUGUUGGCCAUCGGCGCCUAUUGACUGCGAGCUCCAGGAGAAACAACUGUAACAGCAAUAGUAAUUGCGGUGAAAGCAUUAAGCUGGACUAUGACAAGAAGCAUAAGGAUAUAUGAUUUAUUGACACGAGGGUGGUCGGCCAUCGACAGGGAAGAUGGUGCAGCAGCAGCAGCACCAUCUGGGUAAGGGUCCGUAUUGCGCCAUAGCGGCGAGGUGGCGCUAUCCUGAUAAAAAAAAAAAACAAAAAAAGAGAAACAAAGAAAAUGGUAUGAAAAGCCGAUGAUAUAUUUAGCUGACGCUACUGCGAGCGGGCGAGUGAGCGUCGUAAGAUUACUCAGUUUGUUGCGGGUGCUGCUGUUGCGUGGUAGCUGUAAGCGCCAGUUUCUGUGUGAUUUGGUGGUACGUGGUGGCAUUGAUGCUAUCAAAAUCGGCUGCGGAUUUCCCUAAGACUUUCGAUACUGCACCUAUUGCAGUUUACUGCUGUUGUUGGUAACAGGCGAAAAGGUGCUGUGCAAGUUGCCAGACAACAUCUGAAACGGAAGGUAAGACGUGCGCUAGCGUAAUUGGGGCGGCAAUAAUGAUGGACAGCGGGGUGUCAAUGGCUGAAAAAAGACCAUGUUUUGGCACAGAGUAUUUUGAAAAACACUGUUCUAAGUAGCACUUUCUUCGGUUUAUCUUCAUCGCGGCGGUGUCGCGGACGAUGUUUAAGGUUAGUUCUGUCGCUGGACAGAGUUGUGACUGUAUUGCCGUGUGUGUAUAUAUGCCUUUUGAAUGAUGAAUCGACAGUAAUAGCGUUUACGGCAGCAGAAGAUCAGUUUGACUGGUCACAGAAGAGAGGAAUAGGUACUCGUGAGCGUAGCAGACCGGAUAUUGCUCAUCGUCAUAUACAACGGCAGUGUGUCGUAAAGGACAACAAACCUGUGGGAAUAUCCUUUUUUCGUCUAUAGCAGCCAGGAUGAGUGGCGCUCUCCUGGUAUGCUGUUUCAUUGGUCUUUGUGCUGCAGCUGGAUCGCCAGGAUCUUCCCAUCCGAGAAUAGGUAACAUUCACGGCAAUCAGAGAUACAACAGGGACAACCGUAGUCAAGGUACGAUCCAGGCUAAUUUGUAUAGUACCAAUAACAAUAAUCAGGAACUGCCGCCGUCAACAACAACAACAAAGGUGCCAGAAUAUGCAUUCGUGCUAGGCACAAUUGGUAAGGCCAUCCGGGUGGCGAACUCGAGCAAUGGCUUGGCACUUGAGCUAUUUAAGCGGGUUGCCGAUCAUGACAACGUUUUUUUUGCACCAUUCGCUAUAUCGACCGUUCUUUCGAUGGCGUACCAGGGGUCUGCUGGACGCACGGCGGAAGAAAUGGCAAAAGUGCUCGGUUACGAGCACUCAAAGGACCUAAAGCAGUUCCUCCUUGACGGAUUCAAAUCAGCCCGGAGUCUGGUCAAUGAGGAAACUGGAACGAACGAGCUGAUUGACGUUAACACAAUGCUGAUUGACAGCAAAAUCAAAAUUUUGCCUGAAAUCAAGGGAAAAUUGGAGAACUAUUAUGGAGUUUCUGUACAAGAGGUAAACUUUCAGCGAUCGGCAACUCUGAAAGUUCUCGACACGCUAGUUACGCUAAAGACAAAAGGUCAUAUUAAAAAUGCCUUUGGUGACCACGAAGUACUUCCGAACACGAUCAUGAUUUUGGCAAACGUUAUCUUCUUUAAGGGCGUGUGGGCCAAGCAGUUUGAUCCGAAAAACACAAUAAAGGGCAUCUUCCUCAACGAAGGCCAGAAGGCUUAUGCAAAGGAAGUCGACUUCAUGACGAUGCUUGACUACUACCAAUAUGCCUACUAUCCGAAACUGAAGCUUUCCGCCCUGGACGUGCCGUACACCGGUUACCAAAUGAGAAUGACCAUUUUGCUGCCAGAUGACCCAUCCCGAAUGGGUAGCAUCUUGGAUAAUAUCAAUACGGACGAUGUGCGACAGAUCGUGUUGGAGAUGGAGCCCGCUCUGGUCGAGGUCAUACUGCCUCUAUUUAAGAUAAGCUCACGACUUAAUCUAAAGGAAUACCUACAAAAGCUGGGAAUGCGCUCUGGGUUUAAUCAAGGCAUUGCGGAGUUGCCAUACUUCACCGCAGAUGAUAGUCUACACAUUAAUGAAUUCGUACAUCAGGCUGUUAUUGAGGUAAACGAGCAAGGAACCCUAGCAGCUGCAUCGACAGCCGCGGCCCAUGCUACGCGUUCCAGGGUCGUCAAGUUUCAUGCCACCUCGCCAUUCCUGUUCAUUAUCAGAGACUCCCGUACAGGACUUUUCCUUUUCGUUGGCAAAGUUUCAAAGCUGUAAUACAAAUGGGUUCAAUAGAUGUUCUGCGAUUAAACAUCGUUGCUUGGUAGGCACGUAAAGAUAUGUAUACCCAGAGAUUAUGCAGGCGUUCGUCCUGGUCUCACUACUAUAUUAAAAGUCCUCAGCGGAAUGUGUAGUCUAAUAGUUGUGCAUUUCGCAGGAAAACUAGACGAAGAUAGCUUAUAUGUCGUAAGGUCGUAUAGGACUGUGGCCUAUGGUGCUAAGGGUCAGUUGCUUAUAAAAAAAAAAAACCUGUAACAUGAUUUGC